AUGGCGCACGCGCCGCACCCGCACGCCUCAGACGCGGCCGCUCUGGGGUCGGCGCACGUCGCCGUAGACGAAGCGGAGUACGCGGGUGCUCGCGAGUCGCUCGCGUCGCAGGACACUGCCGCGGGCGGGCGGCGGAAGAGCGGCAUCCCUCGUGGUCCGAGCUGGACUCCUUUUGAACAACUUGCCGCGCUCGACGCAUACUUCAGCGCGUGCGAAGUCGUGCAAGAGAGUAGGGAGGUCGAUCGAUGGCAACACGCUAACAAGCGGUACCCCCAUUACGUUCGGGAGCUCGCCGCGUUGGGUCUGUGGAAACCAUCGACGACCGUACACGGCGCGAGGACGCCCGAGGAAUCCAUCGACGCACGUCGGUGCGAAGAAGUCAACGAACACGGUGUCGUCGGAGCGAACAAGACUGUGUUCGAACGUGGAAAGGCUGUGAAGGCACACGUGCUCAAAGUCGCGCACAUUUUCCGACGUGAUUUCAGAGCGUGCGGAAACCAACAAGGUGAGUCUGGAAAAGCCGUCAGGACUUUUGGACAAGCAAGAGAACGAAGCUUUGAAAGAAAAACAUUCAGAAGCGACCCUUGUGGUAUUCAGGUACGUGGUGCCAGACUCCCCGUAUCUCGAUCCCGCUGCGUACAGGACGCUGAAAGAACGUGCGAGACCGGAGUUCGCGCUAAGACACGAAGACAGGUGCACUUCGGCUGCGAACACUGCCAGUUGGUUACAGCAGCGCACAGCGGCGGCGACAGCACGUCGCGAGUCGGUACAUCCGAUAACCAUGGCGCCGGAUAA
This is a messenger RNA of Ostreococcus tauri, 795 nucleotides long. Its product is annotated as unnamed product. The transcript has a single exon. The record is from RefSeq and is a predicted model, not a curated record. The coding region runs from base 1 to 795 and encodes 264 amino acids. NCBI's taxonomy places the organism in Eukaryota, Viridiplantae, Chlorophyta, Mamiellophyceae, Mamiellales, Bathycoccaceae.